Malaya genurostris is the source of this 1639-nucleotide messenger RNA. RefSeq names its product josephin-like protein (gene Josd). The transcript is spliced from 7 exons. Gene Ontology annotation, molecular function: cysteine-type deubiquitinase activity. The record is from RefSeq and is a predicted model, not a curated record. Gene Ontology annotation, biological process: protein deubiquitination. NCBI's taxonomy places the organism in Eukaryota, Metazoa, Arthropoda, Insecta, Diptera, Culicidae. The coding region runs from base 689 to 1255 and encodes 188 amino acids.
CAAUGAAAAUGAAAAUUUUCAGAGAAUGUCUCACUUUUUUCAAUCUCAAACAAAUAAUAAAUGUUUAUAAUGGCAGCAUUGUGUAAUUAAAAUCAGCAUCAAGCCGUUUUUCUUUUUAGUGAAUUAAAGUGUAACCAAAAAAGAUUUGUUAAAUUAGUGUAAACUCGAAAGUGUGUUUAGUUUUACGAGAAGAAUGAACUGUUGUGUUCUACACUGCACUGAGCAAUUCUAUCCAAACUUGAAUUUUUCCCGGUUUCCAAAAGAUCCGCCGAUACGUUGGUAUUUAUCCCACAGGGCCAAAAUGAUGCGAAGGAUGAUUCGGAAGGAAGAAUAAGAAGCCAGUUGUCAGGUCUUGUCUUAGAUCAUAAUCUGUAAAAAUAUGUGAAAAACAUUUUGAAAAUUUGCUCUUAUUUUGAAAUGUUCCUUAAAAUCUCGAAAUCCGUUUGAUAACAUCUGCAUUGUGUGGCACAUAAUCUGUGUGACAAAAUAGGCACAAAAAUCUGUGGUUUUACAGAAUAAUCUGUGAAUUUGUUGUCUGACCACCAGUGUUAAUUCUACAUCGUGACUGGAAUGGAAAUUGUAAUAAAUACAUGACUGUUAAAAGAUGUUCUAAAAACAUUUAAAUAACAUAAUUCGCAAAUCUAUUCAAUGAGUGUUCGCAAAUUGCUCUCUGACGCAGUUACAAGAAAUGGGUGCUUUCGCUGUAUAUCAUGAAAAACAAGUUAAAGAACUAUGCGCACUUCAUGCUCUUAAUAAUCUAUUUCAAGAUAGAGAAUGCUAUAAUAAAAUGCAGCUCGAUGAAAUAUGCCGAGGUUUAGCCCCAGACGACUACAUAAAUCCUCACAAAUCGAUUCUCGGACUUGGAAAUUACGACAUAAACGUCAUCAUUUCAGCACUACACAUGAAAGAUUGUGAAGCUAUAUGGUUUGAUAAACGAAAAGACCCUUCGUGCAUCGACACCUCGAGAAUAGUUGGAUUUAUAUUAAAUGUACCAUCAAACUAUAAAGUAGGAUUUGUUCGAUUGCCAAUUCAAAGAAGGCACUGGAUAAGCAUAAAAAAAAUAAAUGGUGAAUACUGGAACUUAGAUUCCAAGCUUGACACUCCACUACUAAUCGGCAAUGAAAUUCAAACAAUGGAAUAUAUGCGCAAUCAACUGCAGAGCAACGAGAACCAACUUUUUAUUGUUUGCACAAAAGAGGUGGAGAAAGAUCAAUUAUGGUUACUUCCUGAAUUUCGACGAGUACGUGUUCUUUAGAUUAGUUGAUGCAAUACAUAUAAAUUUUGAUUGGUCAACUCACAGCAUUCAUAUUUAAUAAAACGUGAAAAAUUACAAGAUAUCGACAAAACAAAUCAAAGACCAUUGUAGGCUUUUAUUUUAUUUUGACGUGAAUACGUCUUUCUUUGCUACGGACAGUGGCGUACCGAGGAAAUUUGACACCCGGGGCAAAAUAAGAGAUAUGCCGCCCCCAUCGGUGGUUCAGUGAGCAAAGAAUAAACAAUGCUGAACUCCAUUUCCGGAAAGAUGCCUUGGGCGACCAAAAAAAAAGGUCCGGGACGAAUGCCAAUUAAUGUCAAUGGGAAGCCUGGAUUAAUUACACAAUACAACCGAUUCAACUAUAAAUACACAUCGAAAGCAAAA